Messenger RNA from Ctenocephalides felis (cat flea), 5777 nucleotides. Its product is annotated as vitellogenin-A1-like. Lineage: Eukaryota; Metazoa; Arthropoda; Insecta; Siphonaptera; Pulicidae. Gene Ontology annotation, molecular function: lipid carrier activity. The transcript is spliced from 11 exons. Bases 33 to 5723 code for a protein of 1896 amino acids. The record is from RefSeq and is a predicted model, not a curated record. Gene Ontology annotation, biological process: lipid transport.
CACUUACUGGUGUCCGUUGAUUCCAAAGCAACAUGUGGUCUCCUGUAUUGGUCUGCCUUUUCGUCGGGCUCGUUUUGGGCGAUCAUGCCCCAGCCUGGAAGCCCAACACUGAAUAUCAAUAUGAAAUGCGCGGUCGCACUUUGACUGCCUACCACCAGGUCGCCGACCAAUGGGUAGGAAUUGUCACCAAAGCCAAACUUGCCAUCCGCCCCAAGACCGAAGAAGUCCUCGUCGGAAAACUUUCCAAUGCCCAAUACGCUGAAGUCAACAUGACUACUCCAGCUGAUUGGGGAAUGGAAAGCAUCGACAGACAAUUGCACUACCAAGAACUUCCCCUUAGCGGAAAGCCUUUUGAAGUGCAAUUGAAAGACGGACUCAUCCGUUCUCUCAUUGUCGACAAAUCCCUCAACAACCAGGAGGUCAACUACAUCAAAAGCAUCAUGAGUCAAUUCCAAGUCAACACUCAAGGAAAGAACUUGAUCAAAUCCAAACGCAACCAAUUGCCCGAAAAUGACCAAAUCAACGCUUUCUACAGAACCAUGGAGAAAUCCGUUACCGGUGAAUGCGAAGUUCUCUACGACAUCUCUCCUUUGCCCAAAUACGUUCUCCAAAGCCAACCCCAAUUGGCUCCUUUGGCCGAACUCUCCACUGAAGGACAAUUCAUCGAUGUCGUCAAGACUAAGAACUACAGCAGAUGCGACCAACAACCCGAAUACCACUUCGGACUUACUGGACUUUCUCAAUGGAAAUCUGCUUCCAACAAAAUUGGAGAAUUCUUCACUCGCUCCUCCGUCAGCCGUGUCAUCCUUUCUGGAAACUUGAACCGCUACACCAUCCAAUCCACUGUCACCACCAACAAAGUUUCUGUCAGACCUGGUCUCUAUGACAACCAAGAAGCUAUGGUUUACAGUACCGUUAACGCUACCCUCAUCAACAUGAAGGGAGCUUCCGAAAAGGCCCAAGGACCUUCCAACCCCAUCAACGUUGGAGACUUGGUUUACACUUACAACCGUCCUUCUUCUUCUCACAACGAAAUCCAAGCUAAAGAAGACAGAGAAUCCACCAGCUCUUCCAGCUCUUCCAGUUCCUCUAGCUCUUCCAGCUCCUCCAGCGAAAGCCAAGAACAAACCCACAAACACAAACAAAAUGUUCGCAGACACGAAUCUAGCCAAGAACAAAGCGAAGAACAAUACAAAAACCAUGGCAAAAAAUCCAGAUCUCGCCGCAGCAUUAUUAUGCCCCGCCAAGAAGAAGAACGUGAAAACCGUCGCCGCCAAGCUGCUUCUUCCAGCUCUUCCAGCUCCUCCAGCUCCAGCUCCAGCUCUAGCUCUUCUGACAUCUCUAGCUCCUCUAGCUCUAGCGAAGAAACCUACCAACCAAAACCCACUAUGGACAAAGCUCCUGAAACUCCUUUCUUGGCUAUGUCUGUAGGAUUCAGUGGAAAAUCUAUCCAACAAUCUGAACACGUAGACCUCGUAGAACAAGCCAAAAAAAUUGCCCAAGAAAUUGGUCAAAUCAUGCAAAAACCUGGAAAAAUUACUGAACAAAACGCCCUUGAAAAGUUUACUAUCCUUUCUGAAUUGAUCUCCAGAAUGGAUUACAGACAAAUUGAAGAAGUAUUCAACAAGUUGUACGUUCAUGCUGACGAAAAAGAUGAAUCUCGUCUUGCCGCCUGGAAAGUAUACCGCGAUGCUGUAGCUCAAGCCGGAACUGGCCCAGCCUUCAAGCAAAUCGCCAAAUGGAUCCAAUCCAAAAAAGUAAGAGGUGAAGAAGCUGCUGAAAUCAUUGCUACUCUUCCUCGCACUGUUCGCACCCCUACUGAUGAAUACUUGGAACAAUUCUUCCAACUUGCCAAGAACCAAGAAGUACAAACCGAACAACAACUUAACUCCAGUGUUAUUUUGGCUUUGACUGAAUUGUUGGAACAAUCCGUCGUCAACCGCCACUUGGCCCACACCUACUACCCCAGACACGCUUAUGGCCGCAUGACCCCCAAGGGAAUGGAAUUGGUAGAAAAACAAGUCAUCCCUUUCUUGCAACACCAAUUGGAACGCGCUGUUGAAAAACGCGAUAGCCACAAAAUCCAAGUUUACAUUCGCGCUCUUGGAAAUUUGGGACAUUCUAAGAUUUUGGCUGUUUUCGAACCUUACUUCGAAGGCAAACAACAAAUCACUGAAUUCGAACGUUUGGCUAUGGUAAUCGCCAUGGACAAAUUGGCCAUCAACUACCCCAAAGACGCUCUCGCUGUUUUGUUCAAAAUCUACCAAAACGUCGGUGAAGCCCAUGAAGUCCGCUGUGCCGCUGUCAUGCAAUUGAUGCGCACCAACCCUCCAGCUGCCGUUCUUCAACGCAUGGCUGAAUUUGCCAACGUAGACUCCUCCAAACAAGUCCGCGCUGUUGUCAAAUCUGUCAUUCUCUCUGCUGCCAAACUCGAAAACUACGAAAAUCAAGAACUUGCUCAAAACGCUCAUGCUGCCGCUGAUCUUUUGUCCAAGGAUGUUCUUGGCCUUCAAUACUCCACCCAACAAUUCAUCGACAACUACGUAUCUCAAUUGAAAUUGGCUUACAACUUGAACGCUGCUUACAUCACUGGUGAAGAUAGUGCUCUCCCUAAGGCUAUCUUCUACAAGCUUGAAGCUGACUUCGCCGGAUACAAACAAAGAUACUCCGAUGUCUACGCCAUGGUCUCCAGUGUUGAAAGAUUGGUUGAAGUAGUUUCUGCUCAAUUCAAGAACCGCGAAUCUGAACACGAAAGCGACCACUCUUCUGAAGACAAAUGGUCUGUUGAAAAAAUCGCCAAAAUGUUGAACAUGAAACCUGAAGAAGCUGAAAAAUUGGAAGCUGUCAUUUCCACUCGCAUGUUGAACACCAAGAGAUUCUUUGCUUUCGACAACCAAACCUUGAACGCUUUGCCCAAAGCCAUCCGCUCCGCCGCCGAAUCUCUCCGUCAAGGAAAAUCUUUCGACUUCACUAAAUUGUACAACCGCGAUGUUAUCACCAUUGCCUUCCCCUUGGAAACUGGUAUGCCCUUCGUCUACUCUUUGAAGACUCCCACUUUGGUCAAAAUGACUGGUGAAUUGCGCGCUCGCACUACUCCUGAUUUGGCUUCUGGAUCUUCCAAGAACGUCGAAGUACCUUCUGCUGUAAACGCCACUGGAUCUUUGAAAGCUGUCUACUCUCAAAUGACUCAAGCUACUGUUGGAUUUGUUAACACCUUCAGCCAUCACCGCUAUGUUGCCGGAUACAACAAGCACAUGCAAACUUACUUGCCUUUGUCUUACAAGAUUGACUUCGACCUUGAAAAUGCCGAAGCUCGCUUCCAAAUCAGUCCCUUGGAAAAGAGCAAGGAUGCUAAACUCAUCCAUCUUAGUGCCUGGCCCUAUGUUGCUAAAGUCGACAUUUUGUCUUUGAGACCCAUCAGCGAAAACAGCCACGUUCAAGUUCUUCACGUACGCCCCGCUAAGCGCUUGCAACAAGUCUUCGGACAAAAAGCUACUGGAUUUGCUUUCCGUGUAGAAGCCCACACCGAAGCUAAAUUUGUAGAUUAUGCCUGGAUCCUUGAACAAAUCAAACGUCACGAUAUUGUUUCCGGACUUGCCUUCCCAUGGGCUACUCCCCUUCUCCAUCACGGUGAACUCAACUUGUACUACGAUGCUGAACACACCACCGCUAAACAAGCCAUCUUCACCGCUUCCUUCGAUUACGAAAUUGAAGGAGAAAACAUCUCCGAAAGAAGACAUCCUCGCUCUCGUGGUGACAGCUCUGAACAAUUCUCUGCUCCUUCUUCCACCUCUCCCAACAGCCAACGUCGUCAACAAGAAAUGCUCCAAAAAGUUGGAAACGGAAUUGAAAACAGCCGUGCCUAUGUUGUAGACCUCAGUGCCCAAUUCGAAGGACAAGAAAAAGCCGACUUUGUUUUCACUGCUGCCUACGGUGCCAGCCCCGUCGACAAAAAAUCUCGCUUCAUCUUCUUCUACAAUCAAUCUCCAGCCAAAAACCAAAAAUACCAAGUUUGCUUCACUGCUGAAUCUAAAUUCCCCAAUGUACCUACCUUGAACUUCCGCGAAGCUUUGAAAUUCGACGCUACCUCUCGUCUUGACAUGACCCUCAACUUCGGCGAAAAAUGCAAAUCUGGUUCCGAAAUUGUAUUGAAGGGAAAAAUGGAACAAAGCGAUGAACGCAAAGAAUACGUCCGCCGCCUUCCCUUGGCUAGACAAUGUGAAGAACAAAUGCAACACGGUGACUACCAACUCCCUGCUUGCCAAAACAUGACCGUUCAAGCCAACUUGAUGGAUCUCUACACCUUGUCCGCCGAAUUCCAGAAAAUCUCUCCUGAAGCUAGAAAUGUUACCUAUAAAAUCUACAACACCAUCCGUCAAUGGACUAACCAAUACCUCAGCGAAAACAUGAUCGAUGUCCAAAACAAAGAAAACAAAAUCGAAUUGUCUGCUCGUUUGGCUCUUGACUUCUCCGCUGUAAACGCUACCUUGUUGGCUCCUCGCAUGAUGGCUCAAUGGACUAACUUGCGUGUUAACCCUUGGGUAAGACCUGUAAUGUCCAUGCACCCAACCAUGUCCGUAAUUGAACGUUUGGGACAAAAAGUCAUGAAAGGACAAUAUGCUCCUACCUGCACUAUUGGACAACACCUCAUCAAUACUUUUGACAACAAAACUUUCCCCGCUCAAUUCGGAAAAUGCUGGCACGCUCUCAUGCAAACCGUUCCCCACAAACAUUUCGAUCAACAACAAUACCAAAGAGACUUUUUGGGUCGUCAAAUGGCUGUUCUCGUCCGCGAAAACGGAUCUGAAAAGGAAUUGAAAAUCAUCGUCGACCAAGAAUCUAAGAAACAAUACCUAAUUGAAAUGCAAUCCUCCGGAUCUUCCACUCCCCGUGUAAUGAUCAACGGUAAAGAACAACACGUUUCUGAAAAGCAAGCCGCUCAAGUUUUCUCUGGUGCUUUCUCUCGUCGCACUCCAUUGAUCUCUGUUUACGCUUUGCCUAAUGGAGAAAUGAAAGUCGACAUCCGCGGACAAGAACUUCAAGUCAUCUUCAAUGGCAAACAAAUCAAAAUGAUUGCCAGCGACUACUUGCGCAAAUACAUCCGUGGUGUCUGCGGAACCUUCACUGGAGAACAAGUCGAUGAAUUCACCACCCCCAAGAACUGCAUCGUUCGUGACCCCCGCAUCUUCAUCGCUAGCUACGCCCUUGCCGACGAAAACUGCCAAGGACCUUCCAAGGACUUGCAACGUCGCGUUUCUGAUGCCGUCUGCAUUCGCAAAGCCACUGUUUUCGGAAACGUCAUCAGUGAACGUCAAGCUGGACGCAAAUCCCACCAACAAGAAUCUAGCUCUUCCAAUUCCAGCAGCAGCUCCUCCAGCUCCAGCAGCUCUUCUUCCUCCAGUUCCUCUUCUUCUGAAUCCUCUGAAGAAAGAAACACCCACAAAAAAUCCAACAAACGUGGACAAUGCCAAACUAAACACCAAAUCCAAUUUGUAGAAAAGGACGGACGCACCUGCUUCACCAUCCGUGCUCUUCCCGCUUGCGAAAAACACUGCAAGCCUACUGAAACCAUCCAAAAGGAAGUCGAAGUUCACUGCCCACAAGGAAGCGUUGCUGAACACUACAAACAAAAGAUCCUUAAAGGUGUCAACCCUGACAUGAGCGGAAAAUCUGUCUCCAGAGUUCUUAAAUUCAAGGUCCCCAGAUCUUGCGUCGCUUACUGAAUCUACGAAAUAAAAUCAUAAUGAAUAAAUUAAGCAAAUUGUAAAAACUGUAAA